AUGGCGGCGGAGGGGCAGGCCGGGCAGGAGGAGGAGCAGGGUAGGCAGCAGGACAAGGAAGGAGAUGAAGUCCGGGACAAGGAAGGAGAUAAAGUCCGGGACAAGGUAGGAGAUGAAGUCCGGGACAAGGAAGAAGAUGAAGUCCCCCCCCGAAUGCUGUGGGAAAGUAUCAUCAAUACCAUCAUGGAGCAGAAAGUAUCCCGUGUGAACGGCAAGGACUGGGCUGAAAAGGACCCAUGCUGCCAUGUCGAUGACAGCGCUUCCGGCGAGGAGGACCUUGACAACAAUAUCAUAUCCUUCUGCAACAAAGACCAAAGGCUGGACCAUUUGAUCAUCUACUGCUGUGUCUACUUUCUGAAUGCCUACGAGGAGAAUGAUUCGGCAGUCCGCCAGCAACUGCUGAAGAAAGGAAGGUUUAUCUUAAAAACGCUCGUCUCGAAAAAUAGAGAACUUCCCUAUGAAGCAUUUCGCUCCGAUUUGAAAGUGAUCGAAAGCAUCACCAACCAAAAGCCAAAAGUCUACAACGAUUUCGAAGGAGCAUCGCUCAUACACAUCGUCGUCUUCUACAACGACCUCGAGACCCUGAAGGUGUUCCUGGAGGCUCACAGGCAAGCUAACGCUGGGGAAGGCAAGAAAAAGUUCUUUCACUACUGGGGUACAACGCCGCUGAUGAUCGCCGUUGCCAAGGGCAACCUCAAGAUCUGCUCGAUGCUAGCUGAACGCAUCUAUGAGUCCCAGGGCGUUUUCGAAACUGACCAGUAUGACAACAACCCGUUCCACAUGGCAGCGCUGCAUGGGCGGAUGGAGAUCUUCGAAUGGCUCUGCCUGUUCAUCCGGCACCACAGUAGGAAGGAGAAAACAAGUGCCGAGCACGACUCCUGCCAGUACCACGAUGCGAACAAGGACAUGGAAAUGCUCGAACAGUACAUGCUCAAAAAGAACAAAUUUGGAUUCACCCCGUUGACUCUCGCUGUCCGCGUGGGCAACUUGGAGAUGUUUCAGUACAUCCGCCAACGCUGCUUCCAAUACGACUCGUGGAAGUACUCCAACAAGCAGCACGUCUACCUUUCCCUCUCCCAGAUCGACACCUUCCGCAUCCAUUCCGACGAAUCCAACCACAUGCUGGCGGAACUGCACAAGGGCCACUGGAGGAGCGCGAUCGAGAUCUACGUCAACCAUGAGCUGCAGUCUCUGUGUGCGGACGAGCUGAUGCAGGAAUUGAUUGAGGACAAGUGGAAAUCCCACAUCUGUUGGUUUUUUGUGAUGUUCUCCCUCGUCCCUGCCUUCUUGUUCUACAUGCUGCUGAUCGCGAACGUUUUCGUCCGUUGCAUUGAGCUGGACUUUUGGAACGGCAAGACUUACUCAUCGAGCAGCCCGCCGCCCUUCACAAAAGGCUUCAGCGCUGGCUCUUCCAGGAUGGAGAAGGUAUCAGUCGCGCUCGAAGUCUUCACCCUCUUCUGCAACCUCCUCUUCCUCUACGCAAGCUUCAAAUGCUGCCGGUGGAAGCAGCACGACUGGGACCCCUCGAGCUUCAACAGCGUCUUGGGCUGGGGCAAGAAGUCGCACCACCACUACACGAAGCGCCUCAUUCAGUUCAUCCUGAAGAAUCUCAACUCCAUCCUGGGCUUCAUCAUCGGCCUCUGCGUCAAGUCAGCGUUCGCCUGCCGCCUGGCUGGCUCGAUGAUGUUCGAGCUGAAUCUCAACGCAAUCUCCCUGGUCCUCUACUCCUACUACCUCUUCGUCCUCUGCCUUCCCUUCAAGCAGCUGGGCAUCCUGUCGAUCUUGCUCUUCAAGGUCCUCAUGCAAAGCGUCUUCCUGUGGGCUGUCGUGUAUAUCAUCGUCCUCCUGGCCUUUUCCUCCGCGAUGCACACGACCUACAAGGAUGCCAAGAUCGCUCAGCCCAUCCCCGACACCAACUUCACCUUCCAGAACAACUUUGGCAUCAACGUCGCGAGCCUCCUCUGGGUCUCCUUCGGGGAGGUGGACAACCGGGGCUUCAUCUACGCGUCGGAGAACUCGCAGAUCGCCAUGAUCCUCAACAUCGUGUGGGCUGUCUUCUCUUGCAUCCUCGUCCUCAACUUUCUCAUCGCCAUCGUCUCGAGGUUCUUCGACUUGAAGCAGCAGGACGCUGUGCUCACCUGGUCAAUCUUCUUCGCCUACACAGUCAUCCGCUAUGAGAGGAUCUACAACAAGUUUGCCAAAAAGCACUUGCCCUUCUUUCCCGAGAAACGUACCGGGCAGAAGUACCCUCAAACUAGCAAAAAGAAAAUGGCCAGCUUUCGGUCUGCUGGAGCGGGAAGUCUAGGAAAAGGACGAGGAAAAAGUCUGGUUGGAGGAGGAGGAGGAGGAGGUGGUGGUGGUGGUGCAAGAGCAGGAGAUGGAGGAGGAGAUGGAACAGGAGCAGGAACAGGAACAGGAUUGACUGAGAUGAAUCAGAAAAUUUUUGAAGCUGAUAUCUGCCGGAGUGAGGACUUCUUCUGGGAGUUCGUCUCGGACUGGCACACGGGGCUCAGCAUCUUGUUCGAAUCCAUGGUGAGGGUCAGCAGCAGUGACCUCCUUCCUUUCUCAGCAUCAGCCAAGCAUCACUACCUGGAUAAGAUGGAGGACACGAUAAACAAGAUUUUUGAGUCCUGCGACACCAGAACGAGGGACGGGCUUGAGAAGCUGGCAAAGACGCUGCUUGUCAAGUGCUCGCAGCCCGGCGAACCCAACAGGCACUCCCAUCAGACUCCGCUGGACCUGGAGGCGUGCGAGAUGAGUGUCGGCGAGCACAUGAUCUCCUACGAGGCAUUGAAGGCAGCUGCUGUCAAACUUGAGGAGAAACAGGUCUACCCACAGUCUCCCGACCCCGAGGUAGGGGACGGGGGACCGGUGGAGGCUGAAGGCGGCAGACUCGACUACCAGCUCUUCACCGACGUUCUCAUCUGCUUCGCCCACUUCCUCGAGGUCACCACUGCCUGCAUCCUGCGAUCCGCAAACAACGUCGCGAAGACGGACGGGGUCAAACAGGUGUCGAAGCCUCACGUGGAGCUCGGGAUUACCCUCUUCGAGGAGAUGUUCAAGAGCGAGCAGGAGCGAACGCUGACGCUAGUUGAGAGCAUGCUGGUGGGGCAGGGCAAAGUGAAAAGGCCUGAAGCAUCCCUUUGUGUCACCAGCGGUAUCAGAGCAGAAGGUGCUGGCAGAAGUCACAGGAAGGAAGAAGGGUUAAGGGAGGACGGUGGGCCGGCCAUGAUAGAUGCUCCGUCCUCGGUGGGUCAUGCACCGGCGCCGAGUCUCCAAGGCAGCACGGAGAGCAGUUCGGCUGGUCAGCCCGACAAGAGACAAGGAGCAGCGGCUGGUCAGCUGAGCAUCGACGCGCGUACAAUUGUUGGAAGCGCCAUAGCGAAGACGGGGAGGAUGCUGAAGCUACAGCCUAUUGAUAAGAAGCACGAAAAGUACCGGGCCCCUGACGUCAAGAAGCCCAUCUGA
Messenger RNA from Guillardia theta CCMP2712, 3468 nucleotides. RefSeq lists its product as hypothetical. The transcript has 8 exons. Gene Ontology annotation, biological process: calcium ion import across plasma membrane. Lineage: Eukaryota; Cryptophyceae; Pyrenomonadales; Geminigeraceae. The record is from RefSeq and is a predicted model, not a curated record. Gene Ontology annotation, cellular component: membrane. Bases 1 to 3468 code for a protein of 1155 amino acids. Gene Ontology annotation, molecular function: protein binding; monoatomic ion channel activity.